Molecule: messenger RNA, 939 nt
Organism: Diatraea saccharalis (sugarcane borer)
Lineage: Eukaryota; Metazoa; Arthropoda; Insecta; Lepidoptera; Crambidae
Source: the annotation of a GenBank genome assembly
AUGCCGCUCAAACGCACUCCGCCCUUAUCGCCAGCAGCUACUAGAGAUGUCACAGCCACCACCCCAUCUUCCGUUAUGCUUAAACCUACCGAUUCUUCGCUACUUCAACAAUAUUAUUCGGCGCCAGACCUGAGUACCGUGGCUGAAAGUAUCCAUGAAAGAAAACGAAGGAAAAUUGGGGAGGUGGACGAUACUGAAAACCUAAGCUAUUUGAUUAAAGAAAUGUUUAUGUCCUUUUCUAAAGACCAAGAAAAGCGUUUUAAUAAGUUGCAAUCAACUAUUGACAUGUUAACGGAACAAAAUACUCAUCUAACAGCGAGUGUUGAACUGAUGAGUGGUAAAUAUGACGAAUUUUUGGAUAGAAUUUGUCAACUGGAACAAGAAAAGAAAGAAGAGAAGAAAAAAAUCGCCUUAUUGGAAGACAAGAUAAAUUUUUUAGAAAAAAAAUCGCGAUCUAGUGGCAUUGAAAUUCGCAAUAUAUACAAAAAGACAGGGGAAAAUAAAAAAGAUCUUUACUCCUACGCCGAAAAAGUAGGCAAAAUCAUAAACGUUGAUAUUGGCUGGGACAAAAUAAAUGAUAUUUACAGAUUGAAAGCAAAAGAUGGCACGGAUCCUAUAAUUAUAGAAUUAACUUCUGUAUUACUAAAAGAAAAAAUUCUUGAUAAUACAAAAAUCUUCAAUAGAUCAAAAAAAACGGGAGAAAAAUUAAAUACCAAUCACCUAGCCUUAGAGGGGCCGUGCAAACCAGUGUAUAUUUCGGAAACCUUAACUUCUAAAACGCAAAAACUCUUUCAUUUGGCGAGACUUUUUCAGAAACAAUUCAAUUAUAAAUUUUGUUGGACAUCACACGGCGUUGUUUAUUUGAGAAAGGAAGAAAACUUACCUCACGUUAAAAUAAUGUCUGAAUAUGAUAUUGAAAAACUUCGAAAGUUGGAAUGA